Messenger RNA from Astrephomene gubernaculifera, 1085 nucleotides. Lineage: Eukaryota; Viridiplantae; Chlorophyta; Chlorophyceae; Chlamydomonadales; Astrephomenaceae. The record is from the annotation of a GenBank genome assembly.
UAUAGAUGCCCUUAUAGGAAAAUAGUUAUACCUGGGCGUAUGUGCGCGCCACGGUACCGGUAUGUUGAAUGUCUGAUACGCGGGAGCUAUCUCAUGUAGUAUUUCUGGUGCGGCUUGUAGAUCGCUACACUAUAUUGCAUGCUAAGGCACAAUCUCCUGCUGCAUAGCGAGGCAAUAUGUACCAUGGCCAUCUGGACGAGCUGACGACUAAUAGGCGCAUCCUGCUGGUGCGCAAAAUAGUCGACGAGCUGCAGCAAAUCUUCGCGGGUAGCAAUGAGGAACUGCAAUGUCGGAUCGAGCAACUGGAGGAUGAGGUCUAUGCGUCGGCCAGCAACGUGGAGCAAUACUUCACCACUAUGGGCUCAAGAUCCACCACGCUGCGGGCAGAGCUCCUGCAGUCCACUGCGGUGACGGUCACAGGAGAAUGGGAGCCUAGACACGCCCCUGGAGCAGAGCUUAGCAUGAUGAGCCUGACCGCUGUUGAGGAGCAAGGAGAUGCCAGGAACGAGAUUCCCCAGCAGGACUUCACGCAACUUCAGAUUCAAACUCAGGCAGAUCAGGAGAACCAGGAUGAGGUCGAGCUUCAAGAGGAACGGUCGAGCUUCGAUUCAGGGCAGGGAUCCUGCUCCACGCCGUCAGGAAUGACCGCUGCUGGUUGCGGCUCCUCGCGGCAAUGCUGCUGUGAUGGCCACAUGUCUCCAAACGGAGCGCAACGCUGCGAGGGGCAUGACGACGAAGGACAGCAUCAGCGCGAGCCGUCGACGUACGAUAAGCACCUGCAACCGCCGCUGCAGUUACAAGAGCACGCCGUACUUCCGCAGUGCCUCUUCUUCGGUAGCGUCGUACAAUUUCAACAGACGCAAGUAUUGCUUGGAUUUGAAGGCGGAUUGCCACAGCAAACGCCGCUGUGCCAAGAUCGCCCCCAGCCAGAGCCCACGUGCCAGCUGCUAGGGCCUUCUCGGGCCCCUCGUGAGGUGUCCGGUUCAGCAGGACUCGACAGCACCAGGCUAGAGACAACAGAGGACGCUGCGGGUGGUGGCAGGGCAGGAGCCAGUGUGCAGGACGGCGGGGUGCAUGGUGGCAGC